GUCGGAGCGAGAAAUACGCGAGCAGACACGGGCAAUAUUUAUCUCAGUAUUAUCUCAAACGUUCGAAAGUCAUGCUAAUUCUAUGAUAAAAUAUAAAAAGCAUAUUUAGGCUGAAUAUUUCAGUGGCACGUGCGUUGCUUUAGUGUGAUUUUUAAGUAAAAAAUAUGUGUUUAGUGGAGUGAGAGAUUUUGCUUGUUUUUUUUUUGCGAUUGUCGGCGCCAGAAUGUCUGAUGAGCUCGAGGCUCGGAUGUGGGACGACGGGAGCUCCCGGUACGAGUCCCGGAGCCGCGGACCCUACUUCGAGUCGGCCUUCGCCUCCUCAGAACACUUAGACAGAGCCCCUUUGUUGUCUGAGGAGACGUACACAGAUGUCCCGGUGUCGACGGAGUCUGAUGUGGAGCACUGCCACUGGAAGGCGCAGGCCGAGCCGCCCAGCGCUGUGCCACAACUCUUCACCGCGCUGGUGUUAUGCGGCAUAUUCAUGAUAUGCGAGUUGAUAGGCGGCUACCUGGCCGGCAGCCUCUCUGUGAUGAGCGACGCGGCGCACAUGCUGAGCGACUGCGGCGGGUUCGCGCUGGCGCUGCUCGCCUUCCACUGCGCCAAGAGGCGGCCUGAUGUCGCCAUGUCCUACGGGUAUAAGCGGGCUGAGGUGCUAGGCGCGAUGCUAUCAGUCCUCCUGAUCUGGAUCCUGACGGGCGUGUUCGUGUACGUGGCGGUGGUCCGGCUGCACACCGGCGAGUACAACAUCGAGCCCGACAUGAUGAUGAUCGUGUCCGGCUGCGGCGUCGGCUUCAACGUCAUCCUGGCGCUGGUGCUGCACGGCUGCGGGUCUGAUAUAGCCCACCACCACACGCACGGCGGCGCGGCAUGUGCGCACGCGCACGCCCCCAGCGGAGGCUCGCCCCGCGGCUGGCGCCUGUUCCGCCGCAACCGGGACCACAAGCAGGCCAACGGGGCGCUCGUCAACGGGGACUACACCAUGAAGGACUUGGCCGGGGUCGAGGCUAAUGUUGUAGGGUCCCAGCCGAGGAACAUUAAUCUCCGCGCUGCACUGAUCCACGUCAUCGGUGAUUUAAUACAGAGCUGUGGUGUUCUGCUCGCGUCCAUUUUAAUUAAAUUCUAUCCGGAAGCGAAGUUCGUGGACCCGAUCUGCACGUUCGUGUUCAGCUUCCUGGUGCUGCUGACGUCCGCGCGCGUCGUGCGGGACGCGCUCGCCAUGCUCAUGCAGGCCGUGCCCAAGCAGUUCCGUUACCGCGAGUGCGUGUCGUCCCUGUCGCAGCUGUCGGGAGUCCGCCACGUGCACUCGCUGCACGCGUGGGCGCUCUCCACGCAUCACAUCGUACUCACCGCGCACGUCGCUAUUGAUGAGCUAACGGACCCGGAGGUAGUUCUCCGCGCGUGCCAGCAGCUGGCCCGCGCGGAGUGGCGCGUGUCGUCCGCCACGUUCCAGAUCGAGCGCUACGCCGUGCGCAUGCGCAGCUGCCCCGACUGCGGCCUGCAGCCCGCACACACGCCCUGACACCUCACCACGCUGUCCUAGCUGCAGGAAGGGGCACAUUAAAAUGAAGACGAAAGCAACAAAAACUGAUUCGAUUGACGCGGAUUGUCUAUCCAAGGGGCCAGUGAAUGAACAGUGACCGAACGAUAUUAUAGUAAGUACAAUUGAAGCAGUGCCGCGAAAAGAACGAAUGAAGUUUUGUAUCAUGUUUUGAUGGACCAAGUGUAUGGCGAAUGUGAUUGAUAUUGUAUUAUUGUUGAAUUUGUAUUGUUCUAAACUUCAAUUAUGACGUAGCGUAUUUGAUCUCAAGAUUGUUUGCACUUUACGAUGUGACUACACGAGAAUUGUUGUAAUUUAAAAGCUUUUUUUUUGUGUUGAUUGAAUUUUGAUAUAAUCCUUGGUAACUAAAAUUUUACGUGUAGUCACCGUAAAGUGCUUUUGUAAAAUAACUUUUAUGUGUAUAAUGUUACGGUAGAUAAUUGAUUAGCCGACCGUUGUUACAUUAGACAGCUAGGUGACAUCUAGUACUUAGACACGUUUUGCCUUUGACGAAAUUCUUGAACUGGUCUUAAUACACAGGAAAUAAAAUAUAAAUAAGAAAUGGGCUACGAUAAUAUACAAUAUUACAAAAUUACGAACGGAUUUUGCGAUUGAAUGACGCGCAAGGCUGAAUAUUGAAAUGCCUAAGUCGAUACAGCUGGAACUGUAACGACUGUUCGGCCAAAAUUGAAAAACCUUAGGCUUUUUUAUGGAAAGAGGCCCAAACCACUGCUGGGUUUUGUGGGCUUGGGACAACCCGAUAGUGGGAUGUGGGUCUCCUAUUCCCAUGUAUAAAGGACUCGCUGCAGGUUGGCGAUUCCCGAC
Trichoplusia ni (cabbage looper) is the source of this 2362-nucleotide messenger RNA. RefSeq names its product zinc transporter 2-like. Gene Ontology annotation, molecular function: zinc ion transmembrane transporter activity. Lineage: Eukaryota; Metazoa; Arthropoda; Insecta; Lepidoptera; Noctuidae. Gene Ontology annotation, biological process: response to zinc ion; zinc ion transmembrane transport. Bases 224 to 1519 code for a protein of 431 amino acids. Gene Ontology annotation, cellular component: plasma membrane. The transcript has 10 exons. The record is from RefSeq and is a predicted model, not a curated record.